UGAAAGAAAUUGCCAAGAAGUGAUGUCUUUUGCCAAUUGCGGGUUGCCCUAUUGUUGUUUCUUUUUAUAAUACUUCGAACUAUAAAGUUUUAUCAAUGUUUUUCUCGAUUAAUAAUUAAUAUUAAUAUAAUAUUAAAAUUAAUGAUUGAGCCAAAUCAAUUAAUUACAAAUUGUGAGACAAUUAUUAUUUAGAAUCAAAUUAAUAAUUGCUAUUUGGGAAAAAUUUCUGUAGAUAUUGUAGUWUCCUAGGAGAAAUAAAUUAGUUAAAUAAGUCUUAACUACCUACUUGAUUUUAUAUGUUUUUAAAUAUUUUUUGAAAUUAACAUGGCAACUAAAUCUGAGGAAACCUCAACACCAGUUCCAAAAAUGGUUGUUUUUGAUUUGGAUUAUACAUUGUGGCCAUUUUGGGUUGACACUCAUGUAAAUCCCCCUUUUCAUAAAAGAGCUGAUGGUAAAGUAGUAGAUUACAGAGGAUGUGUAAUCAAACAUUAUCCAGAUACACCAAAAGUCUUGAAAUAUCUUCAUGACAAARAUAUUGGCAUUAGUGUGGCUUCAAGAACUGGAGAAAUUGAUGGAGCUGAGCAACUCAUACAGUUAUUUGGUUGGAAUAAAUAUUUUCAAAACAAACAAAUUUAUCCUGGUAGCAAAGAUCGACAUAUAAAUAUGAUAAGCAAAAAAUGUAAUAUCAAACUGGAGGAAAUGAUUUUUUUUGAUGAUGAACAACGGAACAUUGUUGAUUUGGAACGUUUAGGAGUAGUAUCAAUAUUAGUAAAAAAUGGGAUGACAAUGCCAGUUCUAAUUAAUGGUUUAAAAAAAUUUUCAGAUGUAAGAUCAAAUGUGUGAAGUAUUGUGUUAUUGUUUUAAGUACCAUAAAUUUAUAACCAUGAAUUUUGUAAUGAUUGUUGUAAUAUUUGAAACAGAACUUCAAUAUUGUGUUACCAUAUAUUUUUAACCAUACUGAUAUACUAUGAUGGUAUUGUAUUACACUAUUAAAUGUGGUCAUUUAAUCCU
Diuraphis noxia (Russian wheat aphid) is the source of this 1011-nucleotide messenger RNA. Its product is annotated as magnesium-dependent phosphatase 1-like. NCBI's taxonomy places the organism in Eukaryota, Metazoa, Arthropoda, Insecta, Hemiptera, Aphididae. The record is from RefSeq and is a predicted model, not a curated record. Gene Ontology annotation, molecular function: acid phosphatase activity.